This is a messenger RNA of Peniophora sp. CBMAI 1063, 3351 nucleotides long. NCBI's taxonomy places the organism in Eukaryota, Fungi, Basidiomycota, Agaricomycetes, Russulales, Peniophoraceae. The record is from the annotation of a GenBank genome assembly.
AUGGAAACGAACGCGAAAGCGGAUGAGGAGCGUGCGCGUCUGCAGCGGCGGACGGCUCUUAAGCAACUGAACACUGCGAAUGCAAAUGGCGCUGGAAAGUCACUGGAUAGUUCGUUGAAACGCCACACUGCUCUGAUCAAACGGAUGCGGCAGUCGAUUGGCGCGGACAACCGGGAUACGAUCCUGAAGGACGUCGAGCAGCUCGCGCUCGAGAAAUAUAUUGAGGAAAUAGCUGGAGCUAUACCGGAGGGAAUUGCGCGGUGCAAGACGGACAAGGACGCGUGGGCGGCGACCGAAGUGAUCUCGGCACUUCACCGCCGAUUCCCCGCCACAUUCACGCCCGCCAUCAUUUCCUCCCUCGGUGCCGCCCUUGCGCCGACGCCCAAGGCGGCAUUGGCGGCCAUGUCGCCCGAGCAGCGAGAGAAGGAGGAACAGGCGCGCGUCACGAGACAGAGACCUGUGCUCCGCGUCUGUUCUGAACUCGCGCUCGUCGGUAUUAUCCGUGAUGCACCCGGACGGGCCGGUGGCGAAUGGAUCAUGCGCGCUCUGCGCGAGCUGCUCAGCGGGGACCCCAGUCUUAGCAGUCUGCCGCUGCUUACGACGUUCUUGAAGAGCUAUGCUCGGCCAUACCUCGGCCUCAAUCCUCCAGCCAGCACGAACAAGCAAGUCAGCGCUGAUGUUCAGCCGGGCGCUUUGAGUGCGGAAGCGGCGUCGGACUUUCCGGAACUGGGCGGUGCUGCAAAGGAAGAGGAGGAGCUGGUGGAGAAGGAGAUCAGGGAGCGGUUCAAGAAGAUGUGUGAAGGCUACUUUGACAAUGUGGCGAAGAAGCUUGUCAUUGAACAUAAGCGCCUUCAAGAGCAGGACCGCAGGAAUCAUGAAGCGUACAUUCGCUCCGGCGAGAUAUUCGAAGAUAGGCAGCAAGCAUACGAGAAGAUGACGAAGAGCUACGAGAAGCUUCAUGCGUCUUGUCAGACGCUAUCUGAGCUGCUCUACAUGCCGAUGCCUUCGCUGCCCACGUCUUCAUCUACCUCCGCCUCAAUUCAGAUUGGCACAGAUGCAGGCGGCAACCUACGCGAUGAAGACGAGAUCGUAGUUGGUGGAAAGUGGGAGGAUGAGGAAGAACGUCGCUUUUUUGAGGAUCUGCAGGAUCUCCGUGAGAUGGUUCCGCGUAGCGUGCUUGGCAUCGAGGAGGAGGACCUGAAGGAAUCUGUCGAGUUAACGCCCGAAGAAAAGGCAAAGAUGGAAGAAGAGGAAGUCCGGAAACUUGAGGAGGAGUUGGCCAAGCUAGCGGAGUCGCCUGAGCAACCGAAUACGGAGGAGAGCGAGAAAGUCGAGAGUGAAGACGAAGAAGAGGAUGGAGCGGCAACGCCUGUUCCCGGUACACCAAAGGAGGCUUCGCCGUCUGGAACGCCUGUCCUCGCGCCACAAGGGCCUAGUCAGAUGCUUACGGCCCUUCUCGGUCGACUGCCUGAUUGCACAAAUCGCAACAUGAUUGAUCAAGCGGCGACCGAGUUCGCGUUCUUGAACUCUAAGGCUGCGAGGAAGCGUCUCGUGAAGUUCUUGACGCAGGUACCCAAGAACAGGACGGAUGUCCUGCCGCACUACUCCAGGCUUGUCGCGACUCUCAGCAAAUAUAUGCCUGACAUCGGCACUGAGCUCGUGGCAGCGCUCGACGAAGAGUUCCGAUACCUCCAGCGCAAGAAGAACGUCGUCAAAGAACUCGCCGACACCCGCCGCAAAAACAUCACCUUCAUCGCGAACCUGACCAAGUUCCGCGUCGUUCCGCCCCACGUCAUCCUCCACAUAUUCAAAGUCUGUCUCGACGACUUCACCGGUACCAACGUCGACAACAUCGCCAUGCUCCUCGAAGGUUGCGGGCGCUUCUUGUUACGUCAUGACGAGACGUCUGCGCGGUUCGGGGCGAUGCUCGCGCUCAUGAAGAGAAAGCAGAGCUUGAUGCAUUUCGAUCAGCGCCAGGUGUUGAUGCUUGAGAAUGCAUACUACCAAGCCAACCCUCCCGAACGAGCACCCCGCACCGAGAAACAUCGUCCGCCUCUUGAACUCUUCGCCCGCCAUUUGCUUUACGACGUCCUCUCCAAGCGCACACUCGACAAGGUCCUCAAACUCCUGCGCAAGCUGGACUGGAACGAUCAAGCCGUCGUACGACUAUUGCACAAGAUGUUUACGAAGCCUCACAAGCUCAAGUUCGGCAACAUUGCGUUGUUGGCGAUGCUUUGCUACGACCUACAGAGAUACCAUCCGGAGUUCAGCAUUGGAGUCGUGGAUACUGUUUUCGAAGAUGUCAGAAGAGGUUUGGAGCAGAACAUUUACUCGGCGAAUCAGAGGAGGGUCGCAACGAUCAAGUAUCUGGGCGAGCUGUACAUCUACCGGUUGAUCGGGUCAGCGCUGGUGUUCGACACGCUUUGGUCGCUGGUGACAUUCGGGCAUCCGGAGGGACAUCCCUUGCCGCAGUAUCCCUGCACUAUCGACAUGCCGGACGACUUCUUCCGCGUACGUCUUGUCUGCACCUUACUCGACACAUGCGCGAUGUGCUUCGAUCGGGGCAGUCAGCGCAAGAAGCUUGAGAACUUCGUCGUGUUCUUCCAUUACUACAUUCUGUGCAAGGAGCCGCUUCCGAUGGAUGUGGACUUCAUGCUCUCAGACUCGCUCGAGGCUCUCAAGACGAAGGUGGCGCAGCCCAAGACUCUCGAGGAGGCCGCCUCCGCCGUGGAUGCGAUGUUCGCCACCGCAUUCCAGAAUGCCGGCUUGAAAACGUCUGAGGACGCCGAGGAUAGCGACAGCGGUGACGAGGACGAAGAGCGUCCUACGACUUUGGACGAAGAAGAUGAAGAAGACGCCGGCGCGGAGACCUCACCCAUUGAUCGCGGCCCGUCCCCUGAACCCGAGCUCGUUCUCAAGCCACAGGAGAACCUCGGACCAGACGAAGAAGCCGAAGCCGAGUUCGCGCGGGAGUUUGCUAGGAUGGUAUCCGAUACGUCGACAGACGCGCGCAAGGUCGAUCGCCGCACUGCUCAAGCUCUGUGGGAAAAUGCUGUUCUACCUUCUGUUGCGCGUCCUCGUCAAGAUGCUCAGGCCGAUGAGGGCACGAUGUCCUUCACGGUGCUCACCCGCCGAGGCAACCCGAAGUCCGCGCGGACUUUGGCAGUCCCGGCUGAGAGCGCUCUCGCAGUGCAGACCAGGGAAGCGAGGACUAGGGAACAGGUCGAACAUCAGCAACUCAAGCGCCUCGUACUGGACUACGAGCAACGCGAAGAGCAAGAAGAGCGCGAACGCGCCGUAGUCGAGGCUCAAGCGCGCGCGCGGCCAGUCAAAAUUCGUAUAGCCGGAUAG